Rhizoctonia solani is the source of this 3618-nucleotide messenger RNA. RefSeq names its product proteophosphoglycan 5. The transcript has 13 exons. NCBI's taxonomy places the organism in Eukaryota, Fungi, Basidiomycota, Agaricomycetes, Cantharellales, Ceratobasidiaceae. The coding region runs from base 1 to 3618 and encodes 1205 amino acids. The record is from RefSeq and is a predicted model, not a curated record.
AUGCCCGCUAAUUACUUGGAGAUUCCCUCCGAGGCGCGAGCGCUCAGAAAACAUAUACAAGACCAGACAUUGGCGUAUGCAAAGCGCUACAUCACCACCGACUAUGUACAGUUCACAGAGCAAGGUGUCGCAGAGGUUAUCUUCUCGGCGUGCCUUCAUCCCGUGUCUCCGCAUGCCCCAACCGACAUUUCACUCCCUGUCGAUCCGGUAAACAAGCUCCUGGCGAGUCGAGCACAAGACCUCGUACCCUACACCGAAGAGUUCAAACUGUCUGUCGAGGAACAACAUGCCGUCAAGGGUGUUUUCGGGCGGGUGUUGGGAUUAAAAAAGAGACCGAUACCGAGUUUGGAAGGGAUGCUGGCUGAGGAGCCAAGCAAGCACAACUCGCCUUUGCGCCCGCUAUCUCCUAUACUUACUUCCCGAGCACGCAGAGAGACGCCAAGGAUACUACAACGUCCUCCGAAACAGGUUUUAGGAAUGUUGCCUUCCAAUAUGGACGAAAUACUCGAAAAAGCGCGCAUACAUCCGGUCAAGGAAGAAAAGAUUGUGGAUGAAAUAUUGGAUAGAGAUCAAUAUUUGGAUUUGGGAUACACGAUGACUCCUGAAAUGAUCGAGGAGUUCCGAGAAUUAAUGGCCCGUCUCCCGACCAAGAACAAAAAUGUCUCGCCAGAAGGAUACCAAGCAUUCCUCAGAGCCGAGUCUCCACUUCCAGAGAGAAAUUUUCCCCGAGCAAUAUCACCACCUCUAUUCCCCAGGAGUGAGACUAUUGGGCUCGGAGGAAAGGGGAAAGCAGGGACCAUCGGGAAAGAGGAAUCCUUGAGUGGGCUCUUGGCUACAGUUGGCCCGGUGCUCGUACCUGUCGAUAAUCAUGACUUUAGUUUGGAUGGGAUAGCACAGGAGAGCAUGAAAAUGCUUUGCGGGGAUAUGGACCAUCUACCCGAGUCUCCUUCUCCUUCUCCGUCCCAUCUCGAGCCCCCAACUCUCCAGUGGUCCUCAUCAGAUGCGGCCCAACCAUCUUCUCCGCACCCUCAAACACCACGACCCUCGCAUCCUAGUGAAAUGGCAUUCCUAGCUAGUUCGCCUCCCGACUCGUACGCAAGGAUAACCAAGAUUGCAAAAUUCGACGAAGUCCUGUUCCCAAAGGACCAAAUGAGGGGAAGAAAGUUGCCUCCCAAAAACGACCAGCCCAAGUUUUCCGAAUUUAUAGCAGGUCUUAAUUGCCCUGUCCCAAUCCGUCCUCCUCAACAUAUCGCUCCAUCAAUCGCAACAAUUCUCGUGCCGGGAACUCCUAGCGCAACCUCACGGAGCGACUCGGUGGUUGGACAACCAAACGAUGAAGUCGACGAGCUCGCAGACGACUAUUCAGCCGGGAUCUUGACCCGGACAGGGUCGAGAAAUCCAAGUCGGAGGACCUCGAGGAAUUUCAGUCGGAAGGGUUCCAAGCUUAGCAGGGUCGCUUCGACGGUUUCGAUCCAAACAGGAAGCCAAGCGAGUGUUCCGUCUGAUGUGGAUCAGUUGGCAGAUGAUGAUACUCUUGUCGCAUGUGUUGUUGAACAAUUGACAGAGGGGGUCGGGGAUCCAUUUGAGUAUAUUAUGAAGGAAAGGUUCGAAGAGAAGGAAAUGUUCAUGUUGGACGUUCCGGACUUGCCUCCUCCAAACGUGCAUAAGCGGGAUGGCCCACCUAUCCCUGCCAACCUUGCAGACACCAGCUCUCAAAUCGGACUUUCUCGAGCGGGAGGUAUCCAGUCGUUGCAGCUCGAGUUGGAUUGGAGGGUAACGAUACCUGGCGAACGGCCUCCCACUCACGAGCAAGUCGUCAAGGUAGAUGCUCCUUAUGGAGAUGAGACCAAAUCCGAAGCAAAAGGGAUGAUAAAAUCCUUUUUGGCGAGGUUGGAUCGGGAGCCUGCCGCUGCAGGAGUAUUCGAAGAGGAAGAACCCGAGGUUGACAUGGGUGGAAUCCGGGCGAGGGACGACAUGAAACUCGUCUUGACCAAAGAAGAGCGGGAGAUGUUGUAUGGGGCGAGACGGAAACCCCAGCUCGUAGAUGACGAACAUUUCGAUGACUCGAUUCCAACCGGUAUCCACGAGUCCGUUGCGGAGGAAGGAGCCCCAGUACCUACGCAAACCAGCUUUGUCCCACUUUCAUUUGGAUCAGAGCGGCCGGAAGAAAUUUGGGACAUGGAUUCACAGCCUAUUGAAUACGAAGAAUCCGAUUAUCCAGUCCACAAGGUCGCUGGACAAGAAAACGAGCUGGAGUACCAAGAGCAUCACACUCUGGAACCGCAAACUCACACAGGAUACGAACCAGAGAGUACAUGCUAUGGCGAUUCAGGGGACCAGGGUUACGGUCAACCGAAGGAAUAUCUCAAUGACGAGGACGAGCAGCCGCCCAUUUACCAAGACGAACUGGAUUCGCAAGUUGCGAUCGAGAAAGACCAGACGCAAGGACAGCACCUCGUGGACGAUUGGUUUGAAAUCCUGGAGCAGACACAGGAGGACCCUCGAUCAAACCACCAAGUCGACUACAUCGAGGUCGAGGACUCGCCGCCGCCCAUUCGCACCCUGUCCAACGACGUUGCUCGCGUACUCGUUCGUCCCGACUCGACCAACCUGGAGAUUCCGCUAGAAUGGAAAGACGUUCAACCUUCUCAUUUGGUCAAACACAAGUUGGCAUCGUUUAUGCAUGUCAGGACGGGAAAGCCUCAGCCUGUUACGGACAUGGACGUUCGACCUCGUUCUCUAGAGCCAGAGCCGUAUCCUGACCCAGAACGAACAGGGCCGUAUCCUAUUCCUUCAGAUAUCCAAGCCAUGCUUACCCUCGCACCCAAGGAACUCGAAGACUCUGGACCCGUACGGUAUAGGAUCGUAUGUAGUAUGCAAGUCAUCCAGAACCGCGCGCUUGUUCAAGCCCUCGAGCAUCCAAACGUAAACCUCGAAUUAAUUGAACGAGGUGGAGAAGUAGCAGGGGUUUUCCCAUGGCAAGACACAAGCCCGCCUCUCCAUGGAGCCUCGCUCGCAAUCGACCCUUGUACCGCAGUGAUACUUGUCCCCUUGGCGGAUUUACCUUGUCCAGAUGCGGUCCCUGCUCUUUCCCGGUUGCUUCAAAGUCUCCUAAGCAGAUACGACACCAUCUCGCUCGUCCUCGAAGCAUAUUCCAAGUCCAAGAGCAAUAUUGAAUUGGACCCGUUUACACCGCCUGCUCGAAAGGCACUUGCGUCGGUUCGGCGAGCUGUUGCGCUGAUCAAUGGGAGUUUGAACAGGGUGGGUGUGAGAGUUGGGAUCGCGAGAUGCGCAGAAGAGUGUGCGAAGUUGGUACGGCGUGUUGUUUGUCUCGCGGCGCAGGAAUGGGACGGCGCAUGGGAAGUGUGGGGAACGAGAGAAUGGAUAGGGGAUGAAGAGUUUUUCGAAGAGCCAGAGCUGAGCUCUGUGCCCGGGAUGAACCUAUUUGCAUCCAUCACGAUUCUAGCUCAAACGACGAUUGAUGAGUUGUUGACUAUGAGUCCGGAAGAACGAAGUAGGCUGUUUGAGCCCUCUGUCGGUCCUGUGCGAAUCGCUGCGUUAAACGAUGCGAUCGAGCGGGGUCGGGAGAGAGUCGAGCGGAUGGAGGGUGUAGAGUAA